UCGCCUCCAGUUUCCCUCACGAUGGCUGGGCAUCGUUGGCGUGUGGCGCCUCUCGACCAUGACCUGCCAGAGGUGAGCCCAGCCAGAAGCGCACUCAUCAUCCACCAACAAAGGGAGUAGGAGGAAGAUGGCUGUUUCCGUGGCUUGUGUGUGUCGUGUGUGUCCUUUGAUAGCAUCUGGUGGGUCAGUGGGAAGAGCUCAUGGUGCUCAAGUGGCACGAGGUCAUCUACCGCCUCACGCAGGAGGGCAUUGUGGCUGAGCCUGCAGCGGCUGUGAGGGACUUCCUACUCUUCAUGAUGCUGGUCGGUCCAUGAAUCACAAGCGCACACGUGUGGAUGCAGCAAUUGUACGUCUGUUUGCUGCCGUGAUGUGUGUGUGCAGAAGGGUGUUGAGAACGACCGCAGCUGCCGCCUGUCGGUGCCGGCCCACAUCGACGAGGUGUGGCACUCAGUGCUGGUCGAUCCGGUGCUGUACAUGUCGCUCUCGCGCAUCGUCGGCAUCGAACCCGUCAUUCCUCAGUACGCACACGCAUACAGAACACCACACAGAUCACACAGUGAAUCGGUGUGUGUGGCUCUUUCCCUCACCCUGACGCAGUGACCCGAUGGGCGAGUACGACAGCGACGAGUUGAAGAUGCGCCGCCGGCAGGCCGCCUUAGACAAGUUUGCAGAGCUCUACGGAUACCGAUACACAUACAACCACCGGUGAGUGGGAGAGGGAGAACACACUCGAUGGCGAUUGUGUGGAUGCCUGCCUGCCUGCGUGUGUGUGGUGUGUGUGUGCAGUGGUGUCGGAUAUGUGUGUGGCGCGUCGGAGUCGGCCGCUCGCAACCGUGGCGACUAUGUCUUCACACAGCCACGGUACACAUGAGAAGAGACACUCAGCGCAUGUGCGUGCGAGGGCGCCACUCAUUCUUGCAGCGAGGCCCGUGAGUACAUCCAGCUGAUCAUGAAGACAUUCGAAGGCAAGACCUUCCACCUCUGGGCCCGCCGAGAUGCCACGGUAGCGGACGUCAAGGACGGCGUGGAGCGUGUCGACGGCGCCCCGAUCGAAGAGCAACGGCUCAUCUUCGCUGGCAGGUGACUGAGUCCAGGACGAUGGGCGCGGCGCAGAAUGGUGUAUGUGAUGUGAUUUGCCUGUGUGUGCGUCCCUGCAGGCAGCUGGAGGAUGGUCGCACCUUGUCGGACUACAACGUGCAGGAUGGCGCGACGAUGCAUAUCAUCCUGCGGCUGAGGGGGUGCUAGAGGGGUUCAUUCGAACAGCUGGACAAACCACCAACCAACUAAGAGGGAGGGAGGGACGAAGGGAGAACGAGAGCAGAUAAGAUGGCGUGGGAGGGGGUGGAAGGUGGGAGGAUGAUCUGAUGCGUGUGGUGCGUGUACAUACAUACAAAACACUUGGUGGCUGGCUGGAUGGAUGGGUCAAUAGAUGGGUGGGUGGCUCUCGAUAGUUGCAUCGCAGACAGUGUUCGGGUGCUGGACAGACAGGCAGGCAGACUCUCAGG
Messenger RNA from Vitrella brassicaformis, 1505 nucleotides. NCBI's taxonomy places the organism in Eukaryota, Vitrellaceae. The record is from the annotation of a GenBank genome assembly.